ACAAGAGCUGUUGCAGUAAUGGGGAAAAUGAGGCAAAAACUUGGGGUCAUGUCCCAGACAAUAUGCCCCACUUCCCGGGCUUCAUCCGACACAGACUUAAAGGCAGCAAAUGGAAAGAAAGAAGAAAAAAUGCAGAUGAAGAGGGAAAUCUCCCUGAUCAACGGGAUCUGCCUCAUUGUGGGCAACAUGAUUGGCUCUGGGAUCUUCAUCUCGCCAAAGGGGGUCCUGAUGUACAGCGCUUCCUAUGGGUUGUCGCUGCUCAUCUGGGCGCUUGGCGGCUGCUUCUCUGUGUUUGGGGCCCUGUGCUAUGCAGAGCUUGGCACGACCAUCACCAAAUCUGGUGCCAGCUAUGCCUACAUCCUCGAGUCGUUUGGCGAGUUCCUGGCCUUCAUCCGUCUGUGGACAUCCAUCCUGCUGAUUGAACCGGCCAGCCAGGCGGUGAUCUCUCUGACCUUUGCCAACUACCUGGUGGAGGCUUUCUACCCCACCUGCCAGCCCCCGUAUGAUGCCGUCCGCCUCAUCGCUGCUGCCUGCCUCUGUAUGCUCAUCUUCAUAAACUGUGCAUAUGUGAAGUGGGGGACUCUGGUUCAGGACCUCUUUACUUACGCCAAGCUCAUGGCCCUCAUCCUCAUCAUCACUGUAGGAAUCCUGAAAAUAUGUAACGGAGAAACAAAGAACCUUGAUAAUCCGUUUGAGGGUUCGUCCACCGAGCCUGGUGCCAUCGCUCUGGCCCUGUACUCUGCGCUCUUCUCCUACUCGGGCUGGGACACACUGAACUUUGUCACCGAGGAGAUUCAGAACCCAGAGAGGAACCUGCCCCUGGCCAUUGCCAUCUCCAUGCCCAUCGUGACCAUCAUCUACCUGUUGACCAAUGUGGCAUACUAUGUGGUCCUGGACAUGCCAUCUCUGCUGUCCAGUGACGCUGUCGCUGUGACUUUUGGGAAUGCAGCCCUGGGACAUUUCAAGUGGAUCAUCCCUAUUUCAGUAGCUAUGUCCUGCUAUGGGGGACUCAAUGCAUCUAUCAUUGCUGCCUCCAGGUUGUUUUUCGUUGGGGCCAGAGAGGGCCACCUCCCUGACAGUCUGAGUCUGAUCCACUUAGACCGCUUCACACCAAUACCUGCACUCUUAUUCAACGGAUUAAUGGGUCUGAUCUUCCUGUGUGUGGAGGACGUGUUCCUGCUCAUCAACUACUUCAGCUUCAGCUACUGGCUCUAUGUGGGCCUGUCUGUGGCCGGCCUCAUCUACCUGCGCUUCACUCAGCCAGACAGACACAGGCCUGUUAAGCUGACCCUGUUCGUCCCCUUCAUCUACUGCCUGUGCAGCCUGUUCUUAGUCAUUGUCCCCCUGUACGGAGACACCAUCAACUCCCUCAUAGGUAUCGGCAUCGCCCUGUCUGGAGUGCCGGUCUACUAUCUGACCAUUUACCUGCCUGAGGAGAGGAGGCCCAGAUUCAUAAGCAGAUUAAACGCCUUUGCCACCAAAUACACCCAGAUCCUCUGCUACUCCUGCUUGACUGAACUGGACACUGAGAUGUAGAAACAAACAGAAGAUUAAACACACUGACCUGCAGCUCUUCCCAGACGCCCGUCCCACCACCCCAGUUCUGCCAGAGGCCCCAAUGCAUGGACGCUCACAUGACCAGAGCGCAGAAGACACAAGGCCU
Molecule: messenger RNA, 1663 nt
Organism: Myripristis murdjan (pinecone soldierfish)
Lineage: Eukaryota; Metazoa; Chordata; Actinopteri; Holocentriformes; Holocentridae
Product: Y+L amino acid transporter 2
Exons: 10
Coding region: 19-1536 (505 amino acids)
Biological process (GO): amino acid transmembrane transport
Cellular component (GO): membrane
Molecular function (GO): L-amino acid transmembrane transporter activity
Source: RefSeq, a predicted model, not a curated record